AAAAAAAAAAAAGAAUUUGAAGUGAAUUUUUUUAAAACAUCUGAACUGCGUUAAAGUUAAAGGAAAUUCCGAGCAGAGCUGUACAAUGUUCAACGGUUCAUCGCAUUCACAAUCACAUUCAAAAUAAUCUACAAGCACAAUCGCUCACACAAGCGAACAGAUUCAAAGUUCAAGCAGCAUCCGAGAGUGACUCAGAGGAAAUUCUAGAACCAUGUCGUGGAUGGCCUUUGGAGCGAUUGCCUCCGGCUUUGUUCUUCAGCGCCUGCUGGGCGGUGAUCAGCCGCCGAACAAGGUUUUGGAAAUAAAAAGCGAAUCCCUGGGCACGCUCCAGGUGCUGCAUCGCGAUGAUGCCAUGAUGCUCUUUGCGCCGCCCUACAACAGCAGCGACAAGCGACCCGUUUACGAGAUUGUGCUGCAGCGUCCCACCUCGGACUCGAACACCUCGUCCUUCAGUCUGUACCGCUCGCCGCAGCAGCAGGAGGCCGAGGAGAAGUACUAUGCAUUCUAUCAACGUCUGCCAAUGUUUGUCAGCAUAGUCAAGGAGUUCUACAAUGUCAAUGGCCUGCAGAAGACCUGCGAUGUACUUACGGAGAAUCCCUCGUGGACACUCGCCCAUCUGGUGGCCUACUUCAAUCUGGUCGAAUACAUUAGCAAUCCCAAAGUGCUACAGUGCGUGGACACGGCCGAUCACACCUCCCUCGUGUCGCCCUUUCAGCUGGCCAUCAAGCAGGGUCACAUGGAAAUGGUCAAGGCAUUGCUGCCGCUGAGCAAAUUGGAGCACUUGGACAUCAACAGCAAUUCGGUGUUCCACUACGGAGCCAGCACCACCAAGGAGAUCAUCAAUCUCCUCACUGACAAGAGCACCGUGAACCUCAAUCACCUCAAUUCGGAUGGGUACACGCCGCUGCAUGUGGCCUGCGUCACGGACAAGCCGGAGUGUGUGAAGGCGCUGCUGCUGGCCGGCGCCGAUGUUAAUUUGAAUGCCAAAAACAUUACCAAGCUGCACAAGACAUCGACACCCACCUCAGUGGCAUCGUUUUUGCGCACCAACGCCAGCAAGCUCUACACACAGGACAUGAAGUAUGGCGGCACACCGCUGCACUGGUGCUCCUCACGCGAAACCCUCCACGCCCUCAUCAUGGAGGGCUGCGACGUCAACUCCACCAACUUUGAUGGUCGCACGGCCCUGCACGUGAUGGUGGCCAGAAAUCGCUUCGAGUGCGUCGUCACGCUGCUCGCCCAUGAUGCAGACAUCGAUGUGCUCGACAAAGAGGGCAACUCGGCGCUGCACAUUGCCAUCGAGAAGAAGCUGGUGCCGAUUGUCCAGUGUCUGGUGGUGUUUGGCUGCGACAUCAAUCUGAAGAAUAAGGAUGGCAAAACCCCACGGCACAUGGUGGGCAACGAUGCGAGUGGCAACAAGGAGGACGAGAUACUCUACAUCCUCCAUUCGGUGGGCGCUAAACGCUGCACCGAAACUGGCUCCAAGUGUCCGCCCGGCUGCAAUGCCAAGGGCACGUACAACGGCAUACCGCCAGAGGCGCCCGAAUCGGUGGAGCAGCGUGAACAUAUCGAGAAUAUGCUGGCCACCACCAGCCGUCAAAUGGUUGGCAAUUUCCUGGGCGCAGCAGCCAAUGGAUUGAUGGAAAAACAGAUGCCGCCACCACAGGUGCCCGUGGUGGUCGAUACGGAGAAGGAACUUAAGGGUCAGAGCAUCAUGGACGCUCUGCUGGGCAUGUUCACGACCAAAGUAAAUGCCGACGAGCUGAAGAAAGACGCAUCAUCGGGCAGUUUGGCCAACAAAGCGGCCACACCAGCCUCCAGCCCGGAGCAGCUGCCAUCACCGACGUCGCCCAUUGCUGCGGAGGUGGGCGAUAAACCCUAUGGACGCGGACGUCUACUCUGCCUGGAUGGCGGCGGCAUACGUGGCCUGGUGUUGGUACAAAUGCUGCUCGAAAUCGAGAAGCUCUCGCGCACACCCAUCAUACACAUGUUCGACUGGAUUGCCGGCACGAGCACGGGCGGCAUUCUUGCGCUGGGUCUGGGCUGUGGCAAGACAAUGCGCCAGUGCAUGGGCCUCUAUCUGCGCAUGAAGGAGCAGUGCUUCGUGGGCUCUCGGCCCUACGCCAGUGAAUACUUCGAGACCAUCCUUAAGGAUAAUCUCGGCGAGUUCAAUGUUAUGACAGACAUCAAGCAUCCAAAGAUUAUGGUCACCGGUGUGAUGGCGGACCGCAAGCCCGUCGAUUUGCAUCUCUUCCGCAACUAUACCAGUGCCAGCGAUAUCCUGGGCAUAGUCACAUCCAUAACCAAUCGUCGCAUUCCACCGCCUCCGCCGCACGAGCAGCUGGUGUGGCGCGCGGCGCGCGCUACUGGCGCUGCUCCAUCGUAUUUCCGCGCUUUCGGACGCUUCCUGGAUGGCGGUCUCAUUGCCAACAAUCCCACGCUGGAUGCCAUGACCGAAAUACACGAAUACAACAUGGCGUUGCGCAGCUCGGGCCGUGAGGCGGAGGCCAUACCCGUUUCUGCGGUGGUUUCACUCGGCACCGGCCACAUACCCGUCACCGAGCUCAAAGACAUCGAUGUGUUCCGGCCGGAGAGCAUUUGGGACACCGCCAAGCUGGCCUAUGGAAUAUCCACAAUUGGCAAUCUACUUGUGGACCAAGCCACCUGCUCCGAUGGACGUGUGGUGGAUCGUGCCCGCGCCUGGUGCAGUACCAUUGGCAUACCCUACUUCCGGUUCAAUCCACAGCUGAGCGAGGACAUUGCCAUGGAUGAGAAGGAUGACCAGAAGCUGAUCAACAUGCUGUGGCACACCAAGGCCUACAUGCACGCCAACCGCAACAAGAUCAUUGAGAUGAUUAACUUCCUGAAAUAGCGCGCAAGACGGAUUUAGACCGCACAGUCCCACCUCUAGAGAUGGCUAGAUAUGUGUUUCCAAACUGUUUCCACUGUUCUCUCUGUGUAUUGUAUUGUAAUGUAUGCAUGUUUCGAGUCCCUUUUUUGCGUUCUAGCACUAGUUCGCGGUCUAAAUCCACGCCCCACAUCUCACAUCCCCAUACAUUAACACACACUCACCAAACACUCCGCCCGCCCAACCAAAGAACUUGUGUGUUGUCUUACCCAACACUGUUCUGGACAAGUAACGGUACAAUAAUGCUGAUUCCGUUGGUUUCGCUUCAUCGACGAGGCUUUAACUCCAGGACUAGCCCAACAAAAUACGCUUUGAAUGUUGUGUUAUUGGUAGAAUCCAAGUGGAAAUGUGUUUUUAUUUAAAUUAGUUUCGAAACCUUUUACUUUUGUAUUAUUGCCCGUUUACUGUAUGUACAUCUCCACGCAUUACCCUCUAUCAUCAUCUGCUCCAAUUGAAUUGUGAGCUGCAAAGUACUUUGAUGGGAAAACAUUCCGUGGCGCUUUAUUUGUAAAUUCAUAUGUAAUUGAGCACGAAUUUUAAAUACAACUUUUUAAGUGUUUAAA
Molecule: messenger RNA, 3471 nt
Organism: Drosophila guanche
Lineage: Eukaryota; Metazoa; Arthropoda; Insecta; Diptera; Drosophilidae
Gene: iPLA2-VIA
Product: 85/88 kDa calcium-independent phospholipase A2
Exons: 8
Coding region: 212-2872 (886 amino acids)
Biological process (GO): positive regulation of ceramide biosynthetic process; lipid metabolic process
Cellular component (GO): mitochondrion
Molecular function (GO): protein binding
Source: RefSeq, a predicted model, not a curated record